UCUAGGUGUGGGCGCCGCGCUAAGCUGUGUUGCGAUACACUCGGCUUGGGGUGGUGUGCGUAGCUGUUCUGCGGCUCUGCGACCUCGGCGAGAGAAUGCGCAUAAGUAGAGCUUCAGUUCUAAGCAACACUGUCACCAAUAUCUUGAUCAUUUAAGUUGAACAUGUGAUAUGCUUGCGCUCUAGGUAAAGCAGGUAUUGAGACCAUAUAUCAGGCACUGAAAAAAAGGUUGGAAUGAAUUACGGCACUGUGGAGUUGACCUCAGAGAAGUUUCCAUCAGCCUCAGGUUUCACUUAAAAAUGCCUUAGACGUAUGUAUGUGCGUAAGUAUGUAUAUUAAUGAAAGUGUUGGGAAAUCAACACUUUGUUACAAAGUCUUAUAACACCCAGAACGAUUCCAUUGCAGCGAAGACUUAGUGGACUCCUAGUCAGAAGCCUUCCAAAUUAAUUGGACACUCUUUUUCCUGCCAUUUCAAGACUUUUCCGUUUUCUCGUUUCCCUUCCCACUGCUGUCUCCACAAGUGCCCACCCUGCCCCACCCCCAGAAUUAUUUCUCUUUAUAAAUACUUUCCUCUUCUAUGCAUUUACUAAAUCACAUUGGCUUCUCCUGGUAUGACCGUUUCUUCUAUCUCAAUAUGGCCACGUGCUGGAAAUAAUUUCUUUCUCAUCUGAACUUUUAUAGAUAGAUAUAUGCUGUACCUGUCCAGUGACACUGUCUUUAUUUAAACUACAAUUGUUAUAUCUUUUUUCCCCUAACUAGACUGUACACGUUCUGAAAGUAGGGACCAUACCAUAUUUAUCUUUUGAUUACUGCAGUGUUUUUCAGACUGAGGGAGGUGUAUUCUUGGAGUAUACACUUAAGAGAAUUGUUGAUACUAGUAUCUUUCCAUAGUGAUUUUUAAAGGUAGUGUAAGCAUUUAGGCCAUUUGGAUAACCAACUGAACCCUGAAACCUACCAUGCUAUGUCAGUGCCCACAGUUAUUUGUAUUUGUUAUCACAUUUUGGUGCCAAGAAAGAAAACUGGCUAAACUAAAUGAUAGAUGUGCCACAGGUGCAAAACAAAUGACAUGCUGUAUGAACAAAGGUUUUUCAGCAAGCUAAAUAAAGUGGUGAGAGAACUGAUUUUUCCCUACAGCAUGAAAUAGCUUGUGUGCCAAAUCAAAAGAACCUGUGUGGUCAUAAGCCAGUACAGUUUUUAUGUCAGGUAACUGUUUAGUUCAGCACGUUUUCAUUUCAUUAGUUUUCAGUUCUGUUUGUAUUAAUUUGUAUUCAUUCGUUCAUGGUUGUGUAAGAGCUUUAGCAUAUAGUUUAUGCCUGGUUUUAUGGCUGAAUGUAUUUAAAAAACAAAAUACAAUAACUUAGACACAGCCUGGGGGUCUGCCAGAAUGGUUUCCUUUUAAAAAACCACACAAUACUUUUCUCAAUUUUUAGCAACUCUGACUUAGAUAUUCAUCAUCUUCUCCUUUACAGCUUAGGCUUAGCAAGUAAUUAGCUAAAAGCGUAUCUGGUUGUGUAGACACAGGUGGUGGUGCCCUAUAAAGACUCGUCGUUUUAUUGAUCUUUGCUGUUUGUUUUCAGCUUAUAGGAACUCCACCUGGGUUCUUAAAAACACACAAAACAUCUUUUAUCUCCUUGACUAAUUAUUCCCUAUUCCUAAAAGAAUAAUACUAACAAAUAUGACUAACCCACUAAGAACAUUUUUAAAGGACCAGGCAGCUGCUGAGCCUCUGCACUGUUGUUGCUCAUAGUUCACAGAGAAAAUGUUCUUAAGAGGAAGAAUCUGUCUUUGGUUAUAUGUCAGAACAGGUAUCAUUCUGGGAAGUGAGCUAAAUAGCCCAGAGCAACAUGGUAAAAAUAAUUGUUAUCAGCUUAACAAGUUUCACUGUAGCUUUGAGGAAGCAGAAAACUACUGCUGUGUCCAGGGAGGACACCUUGCUUACACUUGGAACCGGGAAGUUCGGGAUCUUUUCUGGGACUUUCUAGAAGAGAGGAGUAAGUGGUGGAUUGGACAAAAUCUCAUGCUGCUGGGAAAACAUCAAGAAGAAAAACAACCCAGAUGUCGUGGCCAGCAGGGUCACAAAGCCCACCAGAUGCACUUACAUGUCCAGAAACUCCAACUGGAUCUCAUCAACAGUGCACUUGGGCUCACUGGGGCAUUCUUUCAGUUGCCAGGCUGGUCUGAAACUACUAAAGUGCAGCCAUUUUCUAGAGAUAAUGUUGACAAAAUCCUUCAUUCUCAACAAGUCGCAGAUGAGCCAGCAGGGAGUUUGAACGAAGUGAUUCAUGGUUUGCAAAGUCACAGCAAACUACGGAGAGCUUGUGAGGUGCUCCAGAAACUGACGGCCUUUAUGCCAGAAUUUUCUAAGUCAGCUCAAGUUAGUAUCAUCAGUCCUCAUGUUUACCUGAGUGAGAAGUCACCAGAGAGCACAUUUCAGAGCAAAGCAGUCUGGGUUUCAAAACCCCCAACUGCCUGCCUCUCCGAGUCCCUCGACACUGUGAUGGAAGCUGCUGGAGCAAGUCCACAGAGGUCCAAGCAUGCCAUUGAGCAGGUAGAAAAUAUGCUGGAAAUGGCCUUUCUGGCCCUUGGGAAGAUCAAGGAAACAUUUCUACAGCAGAACCAGUUUUCUGAGUCUUUACCAAAACAUGUCAACCUGGCCCCUGAGCUCCUAUACUCUAGGGUCCCCAGCAGCUGUAAUAGGACUAGCUUCAGUUCCUUCAGGGAUUUUGAUGACAAGAACAUUGUUGGAAGUAUCGAAAGUGUGUUGCUAAGCUCUAAUCAUAAAUUUUUCCAAGUCCAUGAUUUAGUGGAAGAGAUUGAGAUCAUGCUGUGGAGAAAUGUUAGCGUGGAAAUCUAUCCCACCAGCAUCAACAUGAGCUCAGACCAUUUUGUUAUGACAGUGAGCAUCACUUCCCUGGAGAAAUCCCUGAUGGUGUGCAUAGAACCUGAAAGUCCCCUUUUAAUGACGCUCUACCUGGGGUUCCAGUAUCAGCCUAACCACACCCACUUCAACCUGAACAUCACCCUUCCAAAGAAUCAGGUAUGGCAAAAAGAUGAGGAAUGUACAGGGGUGCUGGCUCCAGAGAGUCUGCAGUAUGGGAGCAGUGCCUACUACACAACAGCUGUGCUGAAUAAAAGCCAGUAGAGUGCCCGGAGCACACCCACCCUGCUCUCGGCGGCAACUGCCGUCACUCGCUGUCAUUUCUGGGACAGCCACAACAGCACGUGGGAGACCAUAGCGUGCCAAGUUGGGCCACAGAGUACAGUUUUGAGGACACAGUAACUGCCUGAGGUCUGUAACCGCCUGACCUACUUUGGCAGCGACUUCUUCAUUGUGCCCCGGAUGGUGAACAUUGAAGACACUAUCAAGCUGCUCCUUCGUGUGACCAGCAACCCUGCUGGGGUGUCAUUGCUAGCCAGCCUUUUAGGAUUCUAUAUGCUCACCUUUGUGCAGGCUUGGAGGAAGGAUCAAACAUACAUGCAGAAGGUGAAGGUCACUGUCCUGGCUGAUAAUGACCCCAGCUCGUUUCACUACCUCCUGCAGGUCUCCACUGGCUAUCGAAGAAGGGCCGCCAUGCCAGCUAAGCUUAACGAAAUGAAUGUGGUUAUCACCCUCUAUGGAUCAGAGGGGUAGAGGGAGACCCAUCACCUUUGUGACCCCGAGAAGGCAGUCUUUCGUGAGCCAGAGCGUCUGGAUAUCUUCCUCCUCAGUACUCAGUCCUCUUGAGGGGAACUGCACAGCCUGUGGUUCUGGCAUGACGAUUCGGGGGCCAGCCCUUUUCGGUAUGGAAACCGGGUAAUUACCAGUGACGUGGCAGGUAAAAGGAAAUGGCACUUCCUGUCCAACUGUUGGCUGGCCAUGGACCUUGGAUAGAGUGAGCAUGACCGGGUCUUCAAACCAGUCUCAAAGAAAGAACUCUUUUCCUUUAGAUAUUGACACCUGUUUUCCUCCAUGAUUGUAGGAAAGCUCACCCAGGAUCAUCUGUGGCUCGGGAACCAGUUUACGAGAGUCCAGAGGCUCUCUUGCUGCAUGACCUUGCUUCUGUGCGACAUGGUCGUCAACGUCAUGUUUUGGAGGAAAACUGGCACCACUGCCCAGAGAGAUGAGCAAGAGGUGACUGAAGAAUUAAAGGAGACUGUGGGAUUCCUACUCUGGAGAAAUAUGUACCUACUCUCAAGAUUGGAACAACCUUUAUGGAGUCCUUCCAACAUUAACAAGCAGGUGAAGCUUUUACCCAGCCUCCUCUGUUCUCAUGUAGUAGGUCACGGCUCUCAUCAGCGGACAGGACCCUAUUGGCCUGUAUUUUCAAUGGUUCCUGAAGGCCAGCAUCAUUUCUGUCAUUACCUGCUCAGAGUUCUGCAGAGGCUUCAAUCUCACUUAAGCGCACUGGGUCCCACUCAGGCUGACCGGCCUUGUGACAUCCUAGAUGCCACCAGUCAACUGCAAGAACUCCAGGAGCUCUUGGAAAUACAUAUUCUUCCAACAGAACAGGGACCAUUCAGAGAGGCAACCAGUUCCCCCCUCCUGAGCCCGGAAGAAGGGAAGAAGCCCAUCGUUAAUGGCCUGCCCCGAUGGUUGACUUGCAUCUCCUGGCUCCCUCUGGGUGUCACUAGCCCAGCUGCAGCCUUUUUUACUGAAUUUUAUAGUCUGGAACUGAACAAAGACCAGGCCACCAACUGGGUUAUUUCAGUGAUAUUAUCAGUGCUUCAGAACAUCUUCAUCAGCCAGCUAGUAAAGGCGAUCGUCCUCACAUUGUCCAUCUCACUGAUGCGGAACAGGAUGCUGUGUCUUACCAAAGAGAAGGAACAACAAACAAGGAGGAUCUUGGCACUCUUGGCAAAAUGUUCACCAUUACCUGGUUCGAGAGAUAAGAAUAACCCCAUCUAUACAGCUCCAGCUUUCCACAGCCCGGGUAAGUGACCAGAAAGAACCUUGAAAGAGAAGAAACAUUUCAAGCUGACAGGAGAUAUUUUGGUACAAAUCCUCUUCCUCAUCUUGUUGAUGACUGCGGUCUACUCAGCACAGAACUCCAGGAGGUUUUACCUCCAUCAAGCUAUUUGGAAGAGAUUUUCCCACCAUUUCUCAGAGAUCAGACUUCUUAAGCAUUUCUACCCACAGGCCACUCACCUUCCUAACCUUUAUGGGGAUUACAGAGGUAUGGACACAGUCCUGGGGCCCCACUUCUGGGAUGCUUCUUGUUCAAAAUUUUCUACCAGUGACCAACACUUUGUCCUACCUUUCUGUCCUAAAACAAGUGAAGCCAUCUCACAAGAUCAGGAGGAUACAGAGAACUGUGGAGUCAACGGGGACUCCCCUGAUAUGAACAUCACAAAGUCAGACAGCAUUUGGCGUUAUCAGGAUCAAGAGAUACUGGGUGGCUAUCCUAUCCAAGGGGAAUUUGCCAUUUACUCAGGAGGAGGGUAUGUUGUGAGACUUGGAAGAAGUUCCAGUACUGCAGCCAGAGUUCUGCAGCAUCUUGAACAGAGCCACUGGCUUGACCAUUGCACCAAAAGCCUCUUUGUGCAAUUUGUGGUCUUCACUGCUAAUGUGAACCUGUUGUGUGCAGGGACCCUGAUUUUGGAGUCCAACAACAUGGGUGCCUUCUUCACCUCUCUGAGGCUGGAUUUAAGUUCCCUUCAGGCAUCCAAGAGACUUUGGUCUCUUAUCUCACAAGCCCUCUGUUAUCUCCUAGUCUGUUACUACACCUUCGUACAGGGUCAUUGGCUGAAACAGCAGAGGCGGCGGUCCUUCACUAGGAAAAGAAGCAUCCUGGACACGAGCAUAAGCCUCAUUAGUGUCAUCCUGGGUCUUGACAUGAAGCUUACUUCUCUGCAUAAGAAAAACAUAGCACAAUACCACUAUGAUCGUAACAGGUUCAUCAGCUUCCAUGAGGCAAUAAAAGUAAACUCAGCAGUCGUUCACCUCAUGGGCUUCCUGGUUCUACUGGCAACUGUUCAGCUGUGGAACCUGCUGGAUCCUAACCCCAGGCUGCAGGUCGUCAGUAGAGCACCCAGCAACGCCUGGGACAGCUUCCUGCUGUUCAUCCUGAUCCUGCUGACAGGCUAUGCAUUGCUCUCACAGGUUGAUGUGAAGUUUAACCUGCUGUUUGGAUGGAGCAUCUGAGACUACCAAACUUUUUUCAGCUCAGCAGUGACUGCUGUUGGUCUCAAGAUGGGAAUCUCUCAUCACAAGGAGGUUGUUGUUUUAGAGCCAAUCCUGGGUUCUUUUCUGAUCCUCACCAGUGUCAUCUUGAUAGUACUUGUGAUCAUUAACCUUUUUGUUGUCAUCCUCAUGGCCUUUGGUAAAGAAAGUUCCUUAAGGAAACCCAGUUUACCAAGACUAUAUUAUGUUCUAUAUCCACUGUCCUAUAAACACCUGGUCCUCCGCUAUUUAGCAGAAACACUCCAAUGCCUGACAACUCUAAAAGAAGGUACAUUCACAGAUGGUGCUGCAGAGAGUUUGCUAGGAAUCCAGCGGCACCAGAACACAUGA
Molecule: messenger RNA, 6489 nt
Organism: Prionailurus viverrinus (fishing cat)
Lineage: Eukaryota; Metazoa; Chordata; Mammalia; Carnivora; Felidae
Gene: PKD1L3
Product: polycystin 1 like 3, transient receptor potential channel interacting
Biological process (GO): detection of mechanical stimulus
Cellular component (GO): membrane
Molecular function (GO): calcium channel activity; protein binding
Source: RefSeq, a predicted model, not a curated record